Molecule: messenger RNA, 5832 nt
Organism: Dufourea novaeangliae
Lineage: Eukaryota; Metazoa; Arthropoda; Insecta; Hymenoptera; Halictidae
Gene: dop
Product: microtubule-associated serine/threonine-protein kinase 3
Exons: 20
Coding region: 231-5669 (1812 amino acids)
Biological process (GO): peptidyl-serine phosphorylation; intracellular signal transduction
Molecular function (GO): protein binding; protein serine/threonine kinase activity; ATP binding
Source: RefSeq, a predicted model, not a curated record
UCCUGGCGGCGUUUUCCGCCUCCGUGGAUCACGGCUGCGAAUGCCCUCCGUCGAUUCCACGAUAUCGGUCUCCUCCGCGACGACCGAACUUUCACGGGAAAGAAUGGACUAUGAAUUCGUCGGCGGGCGCGCUGAUCGGACUCGCCCUUUAUUUGCUAUCCUCUUUCGCGAAUAAAACGGCACGAGUCAGAUAAUUUAAUUCAUCAGGGGAAACCAGUCACAGGAGAACCAUGGAUCAAAACAGAAACAGACCCAGUAGACCCCGUCUUCGGUCUCAUGCCAACUCAGCCAGGGUCCUUGUUUUCGAUCAGACUGAAAGUGAGGAAUCAACUUGCAGUAAUGAGGCGGAUGUGCAGAAACAUCCAAUACCACCCAAAGUGGAGAGCAAAGAGGCUCCAGCACGACCUGUCAGCGGAGAAUUAUCAAAUUUAGUUAGAAUGAGGAACUCUGCCAUUGGGAAGUCUGCACCAUCUUUGUCUGUUCAUGUGCGUGAUUUUAACAUUCCUCGGCGUGCUGCCAAAGCAGCUCAUCGUAAAUCUUUUAUUGCAACAACAUCUCCCACCUUACCAAGAUGUCAUUCACCAUUGUCAGCAUUCGUCCCGAUUGUAGGCAGUCCCCUAGAGAGUCCUAGGAUGUCAUCCAGUCCACAUUUUGCUUUUGCUCCAAUUAAAAGGAUUGGUGGAGGUGCCACAGGAACUGGAGAUGGCAGACGAUGGUCGGUCGCUAGCUUGCCGUCCAGUGGAUAUGGAACGACACCGGGCUCCAGUAAUGUUUCGUCACGGUACUCGAGCCAAGAACGCUUGCAUCAACUUCCGAAUGUUCCAACCAAGGAUGCGUUGCGUAUGCUUUCUUGCCAUUUCUCUAAACCUGGCACACCUUGUUCGUCACACCCGGGAUUUCCGGGUUCCAGUAUCUCCAGUAUACCAGGUAGCGUGUCUCUCAGUCUUGACGAGGAAGGUCGUAGAUCACCUUUACACAGACCACGUUCUCGAAGUUUGAGUAGCCCCAGCCGGUCUCCUGUGUUGGACAGCGAAAUCGUAAUGAUGAACACUCUUUACAAAGAACGAUUUCCAAAGGCGACGCAACAGAUGGAAGAACGCUUGACUAACUUUAUCAAUGAAAAUAAGGAGCUGGAUGAGUACGAAGUGAUGACGAACAUGACACAAGACUCCUUGCCGAUUCUACGGUUUGUUCAUCAUCAAGUCAUCGAAAUGGCGAGGGACUGUCUGCAAAAGUCUCAGGAGAAAUUAAUCACAACUAGAUACUUUUAUGAAAUGAGCGAGAAUCUGGAACAUUUACUGAUGGAGACUAAAGAAAAGUCGCUCGAAGCUGCAACGAGAUUAACGGGACUUAUUAAAAAAUUAUUACUAGUAAUAUCGCGUCCAGCUCGCUUAUUGGAAUGUUUGGAAUUCGAUCCAGAAGAGUUCUAUCAUUUGUUGGAACAGGCUGAAGGCCAAGCAAAAAUUAACGCAGGAAUUAAAACGGAUAUACCGCAGUAUAUUAUCAAUAAGCUUUCUCUGAACAGAGACCCGAUAUCGGAACUGCAAGAAGAUCUAAAUAAAUUGGAGGAUUCGGCAAGUUCAAGCGAUAGCAACUUGCAGAUGACUUCGAGUCCAAACAAGGACGACGAGAAAACUCAGCGGGUACCGUGCGAGAGCGAUUAUGAAGUGCUGAAGUUAAUUAGUAACGGUGCAUACGGCGCUGUUUAUUUGGUUAAAGAAAAAACCACCCGACAGAGGUUCGCUAUGAAAAAGAUCAAUAAGAACAAUCUCAUGUUGCGCAAUCAAGUCGAGCAAGUCUUUGCCGAGAGGGACAUAAUGAGCUUCACAGACAAUCCUUUUGUAGUUUCUAUGUAUUGCAGCUUUGAGACGAAAAGACAUUUAUGCUUGGUAAUGGAAUACGUGGAGGGUGGUGACUGCGCGAAUCUUUUAAAAAUCAUUGGUCCACUGCCACCGGAUAUGGCGAGGUUUUAUUUUGCGGAGACCGUGUUAGCUGUCGAAUAUUUGCACAGCUAUGGCAUCGUUCAUCGAGACUUGAAGCCGGACAAUUUACUCAUUACUGCACUUGGUCACAUCAAACUCACAGACUUUGGUUUGAGUAAAAUGGGUCUUAUGUCCUUGGCAACGAAUCUUUACGAGGGAUAUAUUGACAGGGAUACGAGGCAAUUCUCGGAUAAACAAGUAUUUGGUACACCUGAGUACAUCGCUCCUGAAGUUAUACUGCGUCAAGGAUAUGGAAAACCAGUCGACUGGUGGUCAAUGGGCAUUAUUUUAUACGAAUUUCUAAUUGGCUGUGUUCCAUUUUUCGGUGAUACUCCGGAAGAGUUGUUUGCUCAUACGGUUAACGAUGAUAUCGAGUGGCCUGACGACGAUGAUUGGCCCGUCCAGCCAGAAGCUAAAGAUAUUAUAACGGCGUUGUUGCAACAAAGUCCUAGGGAUAGAUUAGGGAUAAGUGGUUCUCAUGAAGUUAAAGAACAUCCGUAUUUCUAUGGAGUGAACUGGAACAGCUUGCUCAGACAGAAGGCUGAAUUCGUACCACAAUUGGUCAACGACGAAGAUACAAGUUACUUCGACACUCGUAUGGACAGAUACAAUCACGACAUAGGCGACGACACCGAUGAUACCGAUGAUUCUCCUCUCUUUGGAUCAUUCUCUUCGUAUUCACCUCAAUCACGAAAGAUCUCUCAAACCCGCCCACCACAAAUAAAUCCGGAAUCAGAGUCGGACGUCUCGAAGAAACAGCUAUUCCGCACCGAACUCGAACGUACAGUCGCUCAACUGUCUCUAGGGCCUGGCAGUUCGGUCACGCCUCAAUCCAAGUUAGCUGAAUUGGUUUCGUUGGAAAAGAAUCGGCCAUCUUCGUCCAUUAAAAGCUCCGUGUGCAUGGAAACUCCGCCCAAGGCAGACAAGUCGAACGCAUCGUUCAACAGUCCCGCCACAGUGACCAGUGGCGAGUCCCAAUUAACCGUUAUCAAGAACACUCAAAUAGAAGGGGCGUCGAUCAACUUAAGCACACCUGAUUCGUCUCAAACCGAGUCAGAGGACAUCAGUCCACAGAUUCAGAGAAAGAGACACGUGCACCCCCGCGACAAGCUGCCCAGGUUCAGUAUAUCCGUUGAUGAUGAUCACAUGUUGGACUUGGUUGCUGCAAACAGGGACAUGGCCGAGGACAGUAAGCACAAUUCUAGUACUGAUUCCUUCGAAUCGUUCAGCGCGAUGCCGAUCAUACCGUCCGUGAAACAGAAGUCACGGUCUGUGAUCAAAUCCGCCUCUACAAGUGGGUUGUCGUUGGUGAUACCCGCCAGCGAUUUCUCCUACGAUGCAUCCUUAAAUACUCAAUCAAUCGAAUCUCCUGGCGGAUCGUCCACCGCGUCCUCGAGAGAUACGUCCCCUUGUCGCGAAUUAAGUCCUCUUGUUACCAGCUUAAAACCGCCUAUCAUCAUUCGAAGAGGACCAUGCGGAUUCGGUUUUACCGUGCACACUAUCAGAGUCUAUUACGGGGAUAGUGAUUUUUACACUAUGCAUCAUUUAGUUAUGGCCGUCGACCCGUCUAGUCCCGCGUUCGAGGCUGGUUUAAGACCGGGCGAUCUUAUCACGCACAUAAACGGCGAACCAGUACAGGGUUUAUAUCACAUACAAGUUCUUCAGUUGAUGCUGAGCGGCGGCGAUCACGUGACACUUCGCAGCACACCGCUGGAGAACACCAGCAUUAAAACCGGCGGACGAAAGCGGGAUCUCACACAAAGCAAAAUGGCGCGUAGAACGCUGCAUAAACAGCGGAAGCAGAAGCGCGACCAUUCCGAUAAGAAACGCAAAACAUCCCUUUUUAAGCGAAUUAGUUCGAAACGAGCUAGCGUAGAGAUGCAACAGCCAUUAACUAUCAGUUGUCCAUUGUCAGCACCCAUUCUAUCCAGCGACAGCAAACCUCCACUUAUGAUGGCCGCAGGAAUCUGUUCGCCGUCUAUGGUGACGCCCAGCCGGUCCUUCCAGUCGUUCACUCGCUCGCAGGAGACAUCGCCGUACUUCGCGGCCUGCACAAAGUCCGUCUGUAGUCCCUCGCCGCCAACGAAUCGCGUCAGUUCGGAUUCCUACCAUUCGACCGGCAACUCAAGUCCAUGUUCAAGCCCGAAUUCCUCGUCGCCGGGCUCGAACACGUCUGCCGCGAACUUGACCGCGAUCUCGAAUCAGUCUCACUAUCAGAGACCGAGUACGCUUCACGGUUUAAAGCACAAGUUGCACACAGCAGCGAAAAAUAUUCAUUCGCCGAAUCGAAGAAAAUCGGUGGGUCAUAUACCGUUGUCCCCGUUGGCCAGGACUCCUAGUCCGUCACCGCUUCCGGCCAGUCCGACCAGGAGUCCCAGCCCGUUAGCGUUUCCCACGGGACAUCAGCCUGGUAGUUCCAAUACCACGCAGUCCUACAGCCCAGGUGUCUGUUUAUCAACGCCGAACAACCAGAAGAAAAACUACGGACGGCCAAAGUCAGCCGAGCCUGGCUCUCCUCUUCUAAGAAGAGCGCUAAGCCCGGACAGACUCCAUCCACGCUCCGCGGAAAGCAAGACCUCGAUAUCACCGUUGGCGAACACAGUGGUGAAGGUAACCCCCCGUGUGACUAUAGCUCAGUCGUCUUACUCAGAGACGUCCGAGGAGAGCGGUGACAGUUUCAAAGACGCGAACGACUCGAAGACCGAGAAGAAAGUACCGACCGAGCCGAAGUCCGAUUAUUCGAAACUGUCACAUGGAAUAUCGAUCAACUUGGGGAACGUGGGUAUGUCGAAUUCCUGCGGCGGCACGCAGUUGCCCAGAAUAGCGGAGGAGAAGGACUCGCCGACCGGUUCGAAGGGCGACGAUUAUACUUCGAAAGAUGCUCUGUCUACGGAGAAGAACGAUAAAGCUAAUUCUUCGGUCACGUCAGCGGAACUGGAGUAUUUACGGGAAGGCAAUGAUCAUCGUGAAAAUCGACAUUCUACGGUGGAUCUGUUCGCGAAGGUCUUCGAAACAACUGCCGAUAGGAUUGAAGAGAACACCAAGUCUUUUGAUAAGUUGUUUAACGUGCAUACGCGUUGUUCGACCGCGUCUCAUAAGCAAUCGCAGAACAACGAGAAAGGUUCACAAGUAUGGUCGCAAAAAACGUCGGCUCAGACCAGUGAGAAGAUCUCUCAAGCGUCGGUUCCGAAAGCAUCGUUGCAGAACAGCGAAAAAAGUUCUCCGGCCGCGUCGCAGAAUAGCGAGAAGGGUUCUCAGGGUGCUGCUCAGAAAGGAGUACCGCAGAGUAGCGACAAGUGUUCUCAAACGUCAGCUCAAAAGUUAUCAUCGAAUAACGAAAAAGUGCCCUCACAGUUGUUGACUCAGAAGUCUCUGUCGCAAUGCGGCGAGAAAAGCUCGCAGUCUUCGAUUCAGAAGCCUGCCUCGCAUAGCGCCGAGAGGACCUCGCAAAGUGCGUCGCAGAAGUCGCAGCCCGGCGAGAAAAGCUCGCAUGUCUCGACGCAGAAGACUCAGAGCAGCGAGAAAGGAGCUGCUCAUAAGUCGAACGAGCAGAAACUAGGUGGUAAAUGUUCAGAGGCUAAUCCAGAGAGUAGAAAGAUUUUGAAGAAACAUAAAGUCGACAGCUCCGAGGGUAACGCGAGCGCUUAUGAAGCCGGCGGAUCUGGAAAAGAUAAGAAAAACACUUAAGCCGUUCAUUGUUAAAUUUCAAUUAUCGCUCGUGCGAGUCCAAGUCUAAAAUUAAGAAACUCUGUCCGCGCGCGGUCAAUCAGACACUUUUGCCAAUGAACGCCUGUUAAUUCGUUUCUUUUUUUUUUUUUUAACAUUUAUCCAAAUUGAUCGAAUCUUACGA